CAAAACUUUCUUUUUCCUAAAGAUGUAUGUGGAUAAAUAACAACUCCUACUUUUUUCAAUCACUUCUACUUUAAUUCCAAUAUAUCAAAUUUUGCCAAUUUUUUUUCAAUCAUUUCUUUUCCAUUGCUAUAAUCAUGACAAGUGUUGCUGCCAAAGUUGCAGUCAUUGGUAGUGGAAUUUCAGGAGCUGUUUGUGCAUCAACUUUGGCCAAGAAUGGAAUUUCAGUUACCCUUUUUGAGUCUGCUAGAGGUCCAGGUGGCCGCAUGUCUCAAAGAAGGGAAAAGGCAGAAGAUGGGAGGGAGCUGUAUUUUGAUCAUGGUGCUCCUUAUUUCACUGCUAGUAAUCCUGAUGUGCUGAGACUUAUUAGUGAAUGGCAAUCAAGAGGAGUUGUUGCUGAGUGGAAAGAAAAAUUUGCUACUUUUGAUUUUGCUUCUAAGCAAUUUCUUGAUAUUGAAGAGGAAAGUUCGGACAAGAAAUAUGUCGGUGUUCCAGGAAUGAAUUCAAUUUGUAAAUCAUUAUGCCAGGAGCCCGGAGUUCAAAGUAGGUUCGGGGUAGGCGUUGGGAGGUUGGAGUGGUUGGAAAAUGACGAUUCAUGGUCAUUGAUGGGUUUAGAUGGCGAAAGUCUUGGUUAUUUUAAGGGUGUCGUGACAUCGGACAAGAGUACAUUUUCACCCAAGUUCACUAAUGUAACAGGAAAACCUAUGCCUAUUGACAUGGGCAAAUUUCCGGAAAUACCGUUGAAGAUGACAGAAAUUCCUGUUAGUCCGCGCUUUGCUCUCAUGCUGGCGUUUGAAGAGCCUUUGUCUAAGAUACCAAUAAGAGGCUUCUCGAUCAAGAAUUCAGAAGUUCUACGUUGGGCACACUGUGACAGCAGCAAACCAGGGCGCUCACAUAAUAGUGAAUGCUGGGUGUUGCACUCAACUGCGGAGUAUGCUCGGGAUGUUAUUGCCAAGACAGGACUUCAGAAGCCUUCGAGUGCAACAUUAACAAAAGUAGCUGAAGAACUAUUUCAAGAAUUUCAAAGCACAAAGCUCAAUAUACCUCAGGCUUUUUUUAAGAAAGCUCAUCGAUGGGGCAGUGCAUUCCCAGCUACAAGCAUAGCAGGAGAUGAGAAAUGCCUUUGGGACGCGAAGAAAAGGCUAGCAAUAUGCGGAGACUUUUGUGUUAGUCCAAAUGUCGAAGGGGCUAUCGUUAGUGGCUUGGCUGCCGCUGCUAAAUGUUCUGAAGUGUUUUCGCGCUUAUAGAGUGACAUCUUCUGUGUAUAUGCUUGACUGAGAAUGUAUAACUGCAAUGAAGACCAGAAGUAAUCAGAGCGGAUCGAGGAUUUUGAGUUUAUGGGUUCCUACAGCGACGUCAAGUUAAUUACAAUAAUAAGUGAGUUCGUAGUCAAAUAUUUAUAGAUAUUUAGUGAAUUUCUUAAUACAUAUACAGUCUGGACAAAGGCUAUUUGGUUCACGUAAACCGGCCACAUGUUAUCUUACUAAAUUGUAGCAGUAGAGUCACAUUGACCUAACAAUCUUUCACUUCCUGUCUUCAUCUGCUGGUCUUACCAGUUUUGGCCAAUAAUUAUUUAUGAAAACUCAUUUUCCAUA
Molecule: messenger RNA, 1592 nt
Organism: Nicotiana attenuata
Lineage: Eukaryota; Viridiplantae; Streptophyta; Magnoliopsida; Solanales; Solanaceae
Product: renalase
Exons: 9
Coding region: 135-1244 (369 amino acids)
Source: RefSeq, a predicted model, not a curated record